Messenger RNA from Tachyglossus aculeatus (Australian echidna), 594 nucleotides. It is a transcript of the gene RD3, whose product is annotated as RD3 regulator of GUCY2D. The coding region runs from base 1 to 594 and encodes 197 amino acids. The record is from RefSeq and is a predicted model, not a curated record. NCBI's taxonomy places the organism in Eukaryota, Metazoa, Chordata, Mammalia, Monotremata, Tachyglossidae. The transcript is spliced from 2 exons.
AUGUCUCUGGCCCCUUGGUUCAGGUGGAGUGAGCCCCAUGGCCGGCCCUCCCAGAGGAACCCGGCUGAGAUGAUGUCUGACACACUCAUGGUUGAGCUCAGCUGGCAGAUCAAGCAAGCUGAGAAACAGCAGCGAGAAAGGGAAAACAAAUAUAGGAAGAUCCAAACGGGUGUGGACUACAGCUGGCUGGUCAACCAGCCCCAUAACUCCUACGAUAUCAGCCCAGGGGAGCGGCUCCAGCUAGAGGACACAUGCACCAAGAUCCAUCCUUCUUAUUGCGGCCCCAUCAUCCUCAGGUUCCGGCAGCUGAUUGCUGAGUAUGAGCCGGAAGUCCAGGAGCUGUCCCGACUCUUUCACUCCGUCUUGCAAGAGGUGUUGGAGAAAAUGAAGGAGGAGGAGGAAGCCAAGAAGCUGACAAAACAGUGGAACACCAGACCCCGCACCAGCCUGUCUCUGACCUCCUUUAAGGGCCGCUCUCGGAUCUUCCCCUUUGCCAGCGACAUCAAGACCAUCUCAGAGGAUGUGGAGAGGGGCACAGAGCCCGGACAGAGGGUCUGGAGUUUGCCCGAGUUUCAGAUGCACAAGAAUGACUGA